AUGGACAAGAAUUCAAUCACACACGUCUCGGACGUGACAAAUGAUCCGAACGACCCGCCAGAGGCAUCCAAAGUCCAAGUCGGACGAGAAAGGCUCUCCAAUCGCCUGCCACCCCAUGAGUCUUAUGAAGGCCGUCAUCGAUGGGACCCGGAGAUGACGUGGACCCCGGAAGAAGAGCGCAAAGUGGUCAGAAAGACGGACGUUUAUCUCCUGUCAUGUAUAUGUGUCAUGUUCUUCGGACUUCAGUUGGAUCGAGGGAACCUUUCCAAUGCACUGGCUGAUGACCUGCUCAAGGAUUUGAACCUAUCCAGCAAUGAUUAUAAUAAUGGAACUACAAUUCAACUAUUGUGCUUUUUGGGAGCUGAGUUCCCCGUUCAGAUGAUUACCAAGCGUUUGGGCUUCAAGAAAGUUUUGCCCACAAUGAUGAUGCUUUGGGGUAUUGUUUCAUGGGCGCAAGCAUGGAUGACCAACCGUUCCACCUUUUACGUGACGAGAGCACUGAUCGGCCUGUUCGAAGGCGGCUUCAUUCCUGGUGUUGUUCUCUUCUCAACAUAUUUCUACACUUCCACAGAGCUUUCAACGCGACUUGCGCUGUUUUGGUCCACUCUGAAUAUUGCCCGUGUCAUCUCAGCCCUGCUGGCAGCAGGUAUUCUGAAGAUGCGAGGCAUCGGGGGACAUCCAGGAUGGUUUUGGCUCUUCCUCUUGGAGGGUCUUCUGACCUGCAUUAUUGCCCUCGUGGCAUUCCUUUGGCUACCUGCGAGCCCAACCUCGACCAAGGGAGUCAUUUGGCGUAAGCCCUGGUAUACCGAGCGUGAAGAAGCGAUCAUGGUCAAUGUAAGCUUCAAGGCUUCGGCUCUGGGUUCUCGGGUUACCGUGGAUAUUGGUCAUGUUCUAACAAAACCUUGUCAGCGUAUUCUUCGUGACGACCCGGCCAAGGGUCUCACUGCCAUCAAGGAGCCGGUUCGUUGGAGUGACAUCAAGGAAGCCUGGAUGGACAAGUCCAUGUGGGGACUGUACCUCAUUGGACUAGUGGCAUAUAUACCUGCCACACCAGUGCAGGGCUAUCUGACCCUCACUCUGCGGCGCAUUGGCUUUUCGACUUUUGACUCCAACAUGUUGACAGUUCCGUCAGCUGUGCUUCAGAUUUUCACCAUGCUGGCAAUAGCCUAUAGUAGCAACUAUUUCAACGACCGGGCUUUUCAUGUGAUCAUCGGAGAGGCCUGGGUUCUGCCUCUUCUCGUCGGCAUGCUGACCCUCCCCGAUGGUGGUCGUGACUGGUCCCGAUUCACGCUGGUGACCCUCGUCUCAGGCUAUCCAUAUUUCCACCCCAUUGUUUCAUCAUGGAUCUCGGAGAACAGCUUCGAUGUCAAAAAGCGAGCCAUCACCGCGGCCACAUACAACGUGAUCGUGCAGGUUGGAUCCCUGAUUGGCUCGCAGAUCUAUCGCGCCGAAGAUGCGCCAUACUAUCAUCGGGGCAAUGCUGUGCUGGUGGCUCUCUGUGCCCUCUCGUUGGUAAUUGUGUUCGCUCAACGUGAAUUUUUGCGACACCUCAAUCGCAGGAAAGCCGCGGCCUGGAAUGCCAUGACGCUGGAGGAGCAGGCUUCGUAUCAAAGCGACGUGACAGCUCGUGAGGAAGACGGAAACAAGCGGUUGGAUUUCCGGUUUUCCUAUUAG
Messenger RNA from Penicillium diatomitis, 1674 nucleotides. Its product is annotated as putative MFS transporter. Gene Ontology annotation, biological process: transmembrane transport. The transcript is spliced from 7 exons. Gene Ontology annotation, cellular component: membrane. NCBI's taxonomy places the organism in Eukaryota, Fungi, Ascomycota, Eurotiomycetes, Eurotiales, Aspergillaceae. Bases 1 to 1674 code for a protein of 557 amino acids. Gene Ontology annotation, molecular function: transmembrane transporter activity. The record is from RefSeq and is a predicted model, not a curated record.